AUGGACGUUUGCCAAUAUGGUAAAUGCUUUGAGUGUGGAGGUACCAAUAGCGGUUCGAAUUUUUGUUCCAAAUGUGAAAUCGAUUUUCUCCGGCGUAAUUUUUCCAAAUGGACAAGCGGCAAUGUCAAUAUUGAUUCAAUUAUCCAAAAGACUCAAACUACUGCUUUCGUAUGUGUGGACUAUCUGGAAUGGAUCCCUUUCGAAAACUUUGAUUUUGUUAAGUACCACGCAAGAGGCGCGUUCAGUGUAAUUUAUUCUAGCGUCUGGUUGGAAGGCCCUCGACAUAUCUUUGACAACGAAUCCCAGGAUUGGGUUAGAAGCGGGCCUAUAAAAUGUGCCUUGAAAAGAAUCGAAAAUUCUCAAUCGAUUUGUCAAGAAUAUUUAGAUAAUAUUCUAAAAUAUCAUGAAUGUUUUCGAAAUGCGUCUGCGGUGGUCGAUUGUUUUGGACUGACACGUGACCCAACGGGUUGCUAUAUGCUCGUAACAAGAUUUUACGAGUCCGGAAAUUUACAUCAAUAUCUCGCUAAAACCAUGGGAUGUCUUUGCUGGAGAGAUGUUAUCGAUAUGCUCUGGGGAAUAAUUGUCAGUGGUCUUGAGCCAAUUCAUGAAAAUGAACUUUUUCAUGGAAAUCUCCAUGGAGGUAAUUUAUUAGUUGAAGAACAUCCUGAAUUAAUAAAUGUAAAACUCUCUGAUAUUGGAUUAUAUGGUCCUGCUGAUAUUUCAGAACUUGCUGAAAUUUUAACUUCUUGGAUAACUGCUAUCAGCGAUGACCCUGAUCCUUCACCAACUUCUGAGCAAUUUGAUAUUGCUGAAGAAAAGAGAUUUUCUGAUUUAAUAAAUAAAACUUUUUCCAAACCAAAAUUCCAUAAUCAAGCUGUUUAUUUUAGCAGAUUAUUAGAUUAUAGAUCUCUUUGCAAGAAUACUCAAUAG
This is a messenger RNA of Cetraspora pellucida, 930 nucleotides long. The record is from the annotation of a GenBank genome assembly. NCBI's taxonomy places the organism in Eukaryota, Fungi, Glomeromycota, Glomeromycetes, Diversisporales, Gigasporaceae.